AUAACUUUACGCGUCCGACAGUUCGUCAUCAUGGUUUCCCACGAGAAAAAAUAAAUUGUUAAGUAUGUAUUUGCAACUUCCGUUACGAUAAUCAUUCCCUGCUGUAACGAUGUCAGGAUACACCGGUUUAAUUGGGUUGCCAUCCACCGGACAGUCUCCAAUCGAUUUGGAUGAUAGAUUAACACGACCACGCAGGUAUCCACCCCUUGUUUUAAAUGGCCACUGGAUGCAGGAUGGGGAAGCAUAUCUGACUAAUACUGGAUCAGUAGCGAAAAUAAUUUUAACCGGAGACCGAAUUCCAUCCACGGUUUGCGGAGGUCCCUUGGCAAACGACGUGUACGAAUUCUGUGAUCUUCAUUUUCACUGGGGCCAAGACGAUUGUUGGGGUGCGGAACAUACAAUCAACGGCACUUGGUAUUCGAUGGAAAGCCACGCGGUGCACUGGAAUCGCAAAUACGUCACGUUCGAAGAAUGCUGUAGGCACAAAGACGGCAUGUGCAUCUUGUCCCAUUUGUUUUUGGUGCAGCCAGCUUGUUGUCAAUGUUUGAACCCGCAAACGGAAAGAAUAACGGAAAAUUUGAAACAUGUUGUCGAAGCCGAUGCAGAAGUUAAAAUACCAUCCAACUCCUUGGCAUUUAUGCGCAGUGCAACGUUCUGUAGCAGGUAUUACACGUACAACGGAUCGUAUAAUGCUUCCGAAUAUCCUGAAUGCGUAAUAUGGAUCGUGUUUCCAGUAGUUAUCCCGAUACAAGCCGAGGAAAUCAGGGAAUUCCGGAAACUGCGAGACAAGGAUGGAAAGCGUAUAUUAUCGAACCGACGAGAAAUACAACAAUUGAAAUGUAGGAAAAUAUUUCUAGCUGUGUCCUGACGUCACAACGAUUCGAUAUUACCAAGUUUGUCUCUAUCAGCCAUUCUGUACACACCGUCAGCAAAUAUAACACGAGUCACCACAUGCUUCUGUUCAUAUUACGAUA
Megalopta genalis is the source of this 974-nucleotide messenger RNA. Its product is annotated as carbonic anhydrase 2-like. The record is from RefSeq and is a predicted model, not a curated record. NCBI's taxonomy places the organism in Eukaryota, Metazoa, Arthropoda, Insecta, Hymenoptera, Halictidae. Gene Ontology annotation, cellular component: cytoplasm. Gene Ontology annotation, molecular function: carbonate dehydratase activity; zinc ion binding.